This is a messenger RNA of Galleria mellonella (greater wax moth), 1041 nucleotides long. It is a transcript of the gene mRpL46, whose product is annotated as 39S ribosomal protein L46, mitochondrial. Gene Ontology annotation, cellular component: mitochondrial large ribosomal subunit. NCBI's taxonomy places the organism in Eukaryota, Metazoa, Arthropoda, Insecta, Lepidoptera, Pyralidae. The coding region runs from base 222 to 1004 and encodes 260 amino acids. Gene Ontology annotation, molecular function: structural constituent of ribosome. The transcript is spliced from 6 exons. The record is from RefSeq and is a predicted model, not a curated record.
GUAGUUCUCUCUGUCUCUCUGAUGAUUUUACUUUUGCUAUUGUUUCUAUUUCAUUAUUCAAUUAAAAUAAUUUCAUUAUCUUUUUGAAAAGUCUUUUUAAAUUAGUAUUUAUUAAUUAAUAAUAAUAAAUCUUUUUAUUUGAAUCUCUACGCUAUUCUUCAUUUCAAAGGCCUUUUAAAUGAGAAUAAUUUUAUAACCUAAGAAUACAAAUAAAGUGAAUCAUGUUGUUUAAGGCAUUAAUACGUACAGAAAUAAAAUUAUGUACGAAAUUGUUUACUAAAGGUUUUAGUAGUAAACCGUCUUGGGAUAUUGCUACAGGAGUGUGCAUUGAAAGGGUACCAGUCGUCACACCGCCACUCAAUGAAAUGCAAAAAAAAUAUAAAGAUAUGUUGUAUACUUUAGAAACUGAGAAAAGUUUGAAGUCAGAUCAUGAACUUAGACAUGAAAAUGAUAAGAUUCAGGCAGAACUUCUUAAGAAUGAAUCUGCUGAUGUUGACUUGGACACUAUUAGCAAAAUUACUGCUCAGGACUUUGAAGAUGCAGCUAAUGAAGAAUUAGCUAAAUUCAAAUUUGCAGCUAUUGAAACAGAAGCUGAUAAAAAAGGAGAUAAGCAUACUCCAGAUAGAUGUCUACAGAGACAUUUAGUACUGGUCACUGAUGUUCAGCUGGGCAAAGAAAAGAAAAAAUUGCUACCACAAGGUUUAUGGAAGGAAGGUGAAACACUGCGACAAACAGCUGAAAGAAUAUUAUUAGAACAGUGUGGACCAGAAUUGAAAGUACAAUUUUUAUCAAAUGCACCAUGCGGAUUUUACAAAUACAAAUAUCCCUCAGAAAUUAAUGGAAAAGUUGGUAGUAAGGUGUUCUUCUAUUACGCUUAUUACAAGAGCGGGAACGUCAAAAAUGCUGUGAAAGCUAAUUGGCUGACGAGAAAUGAAUUGACAGAUGUGUUGCCAGAUAGAUACAGAAAAUCUGUUCACGAAUUUUUAAUUGAAGAAAUGUAUUAGUUAUUUAUAUUCGAAUAAUAAAUUAGUUACCUGAAUA